This is a messenger RNA of Pteropus alecto (black flying fox), 1010 nucleotides long. RefSeq names its product olfactory receptor 4C3. Gene Ontology annotation, cellular component: membrane. The transcript has a single exon. The coding region runs from base 87 to 995 and encodes 302 amino acids. The record is from RefSeq and is a predicted model, not a curated record. Gene Ontology annotation, biological process: G protein-coupled receptor signaling pathway. Lineage: Eukaryota; Metazoa; Chordata; Mammalia; Chiroptera; Pteropodidae. Gene Ontology annotation, molecular function: G protein-coupled receptor activity; olfactory receptor activity.
ACAUUUUUUCCCUCUGGAAUUCUGUUAUGAUUAUGUUUCUUUCUUUAUAGGCAAUACUGUACCUGCAUUCUCAGUGUCCUGGGACUAUGGAAAUACCACACAACAUCACAGAAUUUUUCAUGCUGGGACUCUCACGGAACCCAGCAAUACAGAGAGUUCUCUUUGUGGUCUUUUUGAUCAUCUAUUUGGUCACGGUUUGUGGCAACAUCCUCAUUUUGGUCACCAUCACCUCCAGUCCCAGCCUGGCUUCCCCCAUGUAUUUUUUCCUUGCCAACUUGUCCUUUAUUGAUACCUGUUAUUCUUCCUCUAUGGCCCCUAAACUCAUUGCUGACUCUUUGUAUGAGGGGAGAAUCAUCUCUUAUGAGGGCUGCAUGGCUCAGCUCUUUGGAGCCCAUUUUUUGGGAGGCGUCGAGAUCAUUCUGCUCACAGUGAUGGCCUAUGAUCGCUACGUGGCCAUCUGCAAGCCCCUGCAGUACACGAUCAUCAUGACCAGGCAUCUCUGUGCCCUCCUGGUAGGGGUGACUUGGCUGGGGGGAUUCCUGCAUUCACUGGUUCAGCUCCUCCUGGUUUUUCGGUUGCCCUUCUGUGGGCCCAACGUAAUCAAUCACUUUGUCUGUGACUUGUACCCCUUGCUGGAACUCGCCUGCACCAACACAUAUGUCAUCAGUUUGCUGGUGGUCGUCAACAGUGGUGUGAUCUGCCUUUUGAACUUCUUCAUGUUGGCUGCCUCCUACAUUGUCAUCCUGUGCUCCUUGAAGUCCCACAGCACAGAGGGGAGACGCAAAGCCCUCUCCACCUGUGGGGCCCACUUCACUGUUGUUGCCCUGUUCUUUGUGCCCUGUAUAUUUACUUAUAUGCGUCCUUCCUCUGCUUUAUCUAUAGACAAAAACAUGGCAGUGUUUUAUGGUAUUCUGACACCUAUGUUGAAUCCACUCAUUUAUACUCUGAGAAAUAAAGAGGUAAAAAAUGCCAUGAAAAAGCUCGUCACACAGUAAGAAAUUGCAAGUGGA